AUGUCGGUCCGUCAUGGCACCCUGAUCGGUCUGGGCAUCCUGCUUCUGUCUGCAGGAUUCAUCAUGGCCUCCACUUCUUUCAGCCACUCAAUGCUGUUAACUGUUCUUGGAAUAACACUUGGCGUGGGGGGUAUGGGCCUGUUGGUCACCGGAGUCCGCAUGGCCAUGAAUAAUGUCCAGGUGACAGUGCCAGGUCACUACCUCUUGCACCCCCGCACAGGGACACGCUUCAACCCGCAGCAGGCCCUGGCCAUACAAAGGAGGUUGGAUCGAAUGCGUCGGGAGAUGUCAGCUGACUCUGUCACCAGGACACCAGAACCUGAACUGUCCCUGCCAUCUACCCCUCCUCCCUGGACCAUGGAGCCACCUCCAUCCUAUGACAUGGUGAUGAACAGCCAGGAGAACAGCGAGCAGCUUUAA
This is a messenger RNA of Nematolebias whitei (Rio pearlfish), 420 nucleotides long. RefSeq lists its product as uncharacterized. Lineage: Eukaryota; Metazoa; Chordata; Actinopteri; Cyprinodontiformes; Rivulidae. The transcript has 2 exons. Bases 1 to 420 code for a protein of 139 amino acids. The record is from RefSeq and is a predicted model, not a curated record.